Leptinotarsa decemlineata (Colorado potato beetle) is the source of this 4256-nucleotide messenger RNA. It is a transcript of the gene loaf, whose product is annotated as low-density lipoprotein receptor domain containing lost and found. NCBI's taxonomy places the organism in Eukaryota, Metazoa, Arthropoda, Insecta, Coleoptera, Chrysomelidae. The record is from RefSeq and is a predicted model, not a curated record. Gene Ontology annotation, molecular function: protein binding.
CAGCCGAAGACCGACACAUAUCCCCAACGCCGUUCGACCGACAUAUCAAAGUGAUUAUUCAAGAGAAAAAAUAUUCGAAUACCGCGACCGACCAGUGAUGGGAUUUUCCUGACGACCACGGCCCCGGGAAAUGAGGAAAAUGUUCGCGGCUCGUAGUGGAGAAGAGUGACGAUGACGUUGAGACAUCGGGGGCCCGGUCCCCCCGGGGUGCUACUGUUUUUCGUGUGUGUUCUGUUCCUUUUUGUGCCACAAAAUGCCGGUGCCGAGAAAACCAAGAAAUACUCAAUGCAAUCACUCUGCAAGAACCACUUUCUACAAAACCUCUACCGCAAAAUAGACGGCGCCCUUCUCUGGUCGCAGAACGAGAGAAAUUUGGACUGCAUCAUAACGUUUCAGACGCAUUCCAUUCUUCAGAGAUUCAUGCUCCGCUUCGACUUUCUUCAACUCGACUGCAAUGACCAUCUGUACAUUUACGAUGGCGCACACGCAGUUGGGACAUACAAGUUCGACUUGACCUGCAAAAACACGAAGCAGAAUUUGGGAGCAAUGUUUACUCGCACCAACUACGUCACACUAAAAUAUGUAACGGAUGCCUGGGGAACUGACUCCAACGGUUUCAAGCUCGUCAUUACUGCUGUCAAAGAUCCCAAGCAUUCCUGUACAGAGUUUCGCUGCAACCUCAGGGAAUUUUGUAUAGCCACAGAACUUGUCUGCGAUGGAAUCAACCAUUGCGCUGAUGGAUCAGAUGAAACGUCCACAACUCUUUGCCAAAACAACGAGACGGGAACCAUCCUCGGAUUGGAAGUCACGUGGUUCGUCGUCGUAGUAAUUAGCACGCUGUUGGUCCUGUUAGUCCUGAUCGUUGCCGUUUCCAUCUGUAUUUGUCGGCGAGGAUGGAACAACGCUAACUCAGGAAACGGGACGAUGCAGCAGCAAAAUGCAACCUAUUCACUUCAACAGAUGUACGGCUCGAACGGCGCCAUGAAGCCCAGUUCCGGCAGCAUGACGACGCUGACGGCGACGGGCGGCGUCGGUGUCGCGACGAGCGUCCAGCAGCCGGGAAACUGGUGCCACCCUGCGGGCCCACUCGGGUUCCGCCUCAGCACGCCGGCUCGGGCCCGCCUCUACUGCCUGGCAAAGUGAGACAUGCGCCGCCGCCGGCCAAUGGCGGCGCCGACGCGGAUCACGUGUCCCAGAGCCAAAAGGACGAGUGGUUCGUCUAGCAGUAGGAGCGACCGGGUCGUAGCCUGCAGGGUGAGCCAGGCGUAGAACCCAUCGCCUGGCCAACAGCCACAGUUUUCUACGAUACCGACAAUCGACACGAUUCUUCUUCUUCGUGUGAUUGACUCUUAAGUGUAAGGACAAUGUUAGAUAUAUAUCUUAUACAGUGGAAUUUUGGAUAUCUUCCUUUUAUCUUACGUCUCAAAAUGCCCCUCGAAGAGAUCCCAAAUUUUGGACAGAGUCACAGUAAAGAAAAUAUAUUGAUGAAAUAAUUAAUCCAAAAAUACCAAUCCUAUAUCAUUGUACUAUUCCAGAAACGUUUCAAUUUUCAAUAUUUUGACUCCAAAAAAAUCAUGGCAUUUUUUUCGGGACGUUUUUGACUUAUUUUUUGAUUCCUCAAGCGAAGUUUGUCGCGAUAUCUGUUCUAUUCAAUGCUGAAUAAUUGGAGCAAUCAUUCUACAGCAUCGUCAACUGUAUUGAGACAAAUAGGAUUGUCAAUUCGCAAAAGAGCCUCUUGGUUUCGAAAAAAAUGUAAGGUCCUUUAGAAUCUUGAACAGAUUGAAAAAUAUUAUGAAAGACAAUAUGUACCUUUUAUCACUACUGUCUAGUAUAUCUGAAAAGUACCCUUAGUCUUAUAAAUGUGGAAAUAUAGCCUAAUGUAGGAAAUAACUAGUGAAAUCUCUUGGUCCGAAGUUGAAUUUUUGUACAUGUUUUGAAAGGUUUUUGAAAUUUUUGGAUUGCAUUUGUAAAGUCACACAGCUAUGUACUGCCGAAAAUGAAAAAAAAAGUUGUAGACCACGUCAUAUCAAGGCUGUUGUGUAAAAAUUGAAAUAAACAUAUCUGAAACCAUAUCUUAGCGAUUUCCUCAGCGGAAUCAUUGAUAUCUACUCAGCUUCUGAUGGAUUUAACAAGCUUCAGCUUCAGGUUCAGUGAAGAUGUAUUUCGAACAUGCCAAUCAAUAAGGAAUAUGAUUCGUCGAACAACAUAUUGGAGAUUUGUUCCUAGGUAUAAGAAAGACUAACCUUGAUAUGACUAAAGACUAUAAUUGAUAAUGCUAUUGAAGAUUGCUUGAGAGUGUAAGAUACUACAAACGCACAGCCCAUAUAGAUAAGUCAGAUUGACACUACUGUAAUGUUGAUAAGUAUAAAAUAGAAAAAAUCACUUCUAAUUGUAUAGCACUAUGGUGUGAGGCCUGGUAAAAUAAUAAUCCCACCACGAUUUGCGAAGACAAAAAAAGAAAAAUGAAGUAUACAAGUCUAUCUUCAUUCGAAAUUGAAGGACGUCGUAGUUUGGAACUGCAUCCCUGGCUUCUUCAGAGGUUCAUUCAUUUUGACGAUUCACCGAUGACUGGUGAUUCUAUUUAUGUUGACUAUUGUUGAUGUGUGAUGGCCGAAGUGUUACUACCUGUUAAUGAUGUAUCUAUUCCCGCCGUACCUGUUAGCGCGUUGUUAUUGGUUACGGUAUCAAUACCUGACUUAUCAAUAAGUGACCUGUCGUCUGUAAGAGCCGGAACAUUGCGAUGAGUUAAUUAUCAAUACUGUAACCAAUAACAAGCCGCUAUCCAGAUUGAUAAACUUCUGAAGACGUUAGGAUGCAGUUCCAAACUAAGUCCGCCUUCAAACCUGAAUGAAGAUUGUAGCACUUGGCUAAACUAGUUUGUGAGUUUUAAGAAUCGCCUUUUGGGCUGCAAAACGCCCCACCGUAUUUACAUGCGAUCAUGGAAAAUUAAUCUUGCAACAAAUGAAACAUUUUAUGGUGAUGUCGUUUGCGUUCUUCGUGAGUUCGAUUUGAUCGAAUAAAGAAUGUUUCCUGGGAUUAUUAUGUAAUACACCAGGAGUUAUGGGAGCAACCUAAUUUCCCAUUAGAUUGCUUUCAUCAACUAGAUCUUCUUCUCCAAGUUGAAGUUAUUGUAAAUGUAUAGAAAAGUAAUGAUUAAGCUACGUUAUGAGCCCAAUUUCCAACAACAACUCUUAGCAAAGUUUUGAACCACAAUGGUUUUCGGUCGACAACAGUUUUGAAUUAGUUUCUCUGAAACGGCUCUUCAAGAUAGGGCUGUAGGAAAGAUUGAAAUCAUACUGAAACUUUCCAAAUUAGCUGGGCGUGAAGUAAAGUUUUGUGAGGUGGUUGAAUAUUGCUAUAGAGUUGUUAUUACUGACCCACUCCAGAAAUAACGAACUAUUACAAUUUCGUACGGUUUUUUACUAUAGCAAACCCAGUAAGUUUCUAUUCAAAUCUUUCUACAAUGUUUUGACCGUUUAGAAUGCUUGAAAGCAUAGUAAGGGCUUGUAUUGCCAAGAGACGCAUGUUCUCAAGCUUGUGAGCAAAUCGCAAACGUCUAGUUUUAUAGCAAUAAUUUUGUUAAUACUUAUAUUCUGCUUCUAGUACUGAUGAAUAUCACUUAAAGUUAGUUGUUGGAAGAGAAAAUUUAUUCACAAGUUAGCAAUUUUUAGACAUAUCAGAGUCAUGUAUUAUGUACAUAUCAUCCAUAUUUAUGGUAGUUCCUCCAAAGACCAUAUUAGAUAUUUUAGCGUGAAGUAUAUCAGCAAUUUUCGACCAACUCGUCUCCAAUUUUUUUUCACGACAGUUAGGUGUAGAAAUUUGCUGUUGAUGUUUGUCAGCGCCGAAUUUUGUUUUGUGUAAUAUGAUUUGCUCACAAGCAUAUUUUAACUUUUGUGUGCUGAACAUAUAUAGGUAAUAAUGCCUCCCACACAUAUCACAUAAAAAAGCAACUGGCUUCAAAUUAAUGUUUGGCAAAGUAACUAAAAAUCAUACAGUAAGUUCCUUAGACGACCCAUGUCUUUGACAAUUUGUUAUACUCAUUCAGUGUAAGCAAAAUCUUCAGAUAAUCCACAUACUCAUUGGUAGACGAAAGGUUUGUUACCCGAAAACACGAUGUAAAAUAGAAGUAUGAAGGUUUUUCGAUACAUAUGUUGAAAAUGAUGAUCUCAGUUACUAUUGCAGAUAUUAUUAGUUGUGUAAUAUCCGACACAUUCCCAAAUUUUUGUACACCAGCAGUAUUCAGUGUGAAAAAAAAA